ACUUUCUGUUCUUUCUUCACUUGUCUUUAUCCAUAUUCUUUGGCCCUUAAAGUAUAUAUAAAUAGUCAUGGGUCCACCUCCUGUCGCUUUUUUUUUCUUUUUGUUUCUUAUUUUUAUUUUCUCACCCUUUUGUUUUAACGUUACCUCUUCAUCACCCACUCAUUCCUCCUCUUUCUCACAGUUCUCUGGCGAUCAAGAAGACGCGAGCGUUAUUGUUGAGAACUUUACGUACUCACCAUACAGCCAGAAUCGCAAGACUCAUCAACAUCAGCAAGCCUUCGCUGCCCCAAUCUCUUUACCCCAAUUUACAUUUAAUUCAACAGAUCCCACAGAUCCAUCAACUCAUUCUACCAUGUGCAAUAAAGCUGGCUCGAAUCCCAACAGAGUGGUCCUUCCCACUAAUGUCACCCCUUCGCAUUAUACUCUCACUAUCACGCCCGACCUCAACGAAUUCACAUUCACCGGAUAUGUCGAGAUUGAUUUAACUAUUCAUGAGGCUACUAAGACCGUAAAGCUCAAUACCAAGGACCUGACCAUCAAAACUACUAGCAUCGAGGUCGACGGAAAAUCCUACGAGCCUGUCUCUACCGAUCAUGACGAACACCAUGACACCACUACUUUCACCUUUGAUACAGACCUUUCCAAGGGCGCUGCUAUCCUCCGCAUCCGCUAUGAUGGCAUUUUGAGCGAUAAGAUGGCUGGAUUUUAUCGCUCUUCCUAUAAGGAUGCUGAGGGUAAUACGAAAUACAUGGGUGUUACUCAGUUUGAAGCCACUGACGCCCGUCGCGCCUUCCCUUGUUGGGACGAACCCGCUGCCAAAGCCACAUACACGAUCUCAUUGGUUGUUCCUACUGAGUUGGUGGCACUCUCCAACAUGCCUGUCUCUUCAGUUACCCAAGUUGAGCCUGAGCAGAAGACUGUUAACUUUGAAAAGACGCCCAUUAUGUCGACCUACCUUGUCGCUUGGGCUGUGGGAGAAUUCGAGUAUAUUGAGACAACUACUACCAAGCUUGAAAAGCCUGUUACAUGCCGUGUUUAUACUCUUCCCGGCCUGAAGGAGCAAGGCCGUUUUGCUCUCGAAAUCACGCCCAAGGUUCUGGAGUAUUUCUCUGAGAUUUUUGGAACCGCUUAUCCGUUGCCUAAGCUUGAUCAUCUCGCCGUUCCGGAUUUUGAUGCCGGUGCAAUGGAGAACUGGGGUCUUGUUACUUAUCGUACUGUCGCUCUCCUCUUUGAUGAAAAGACUUCAGACUUGCGUUUCAAGGAGCAAGUAGCUGUUACUGUCGCUCACGAAAUCGCUCAUCAGUGGUUUGGAAACUUGGUUACCAUGGAAUGGUGGGAUCAUCUAUGGCUCAACGAGGGAUUUGCUACCUGGGUCGGGACAUUGGCCGUUGACCACCUUUUCCCUGAGUGGGACACCUGGUCAACAUUCGUUGUUGAUGAUAUGCAGCGGGGUAUCGGUUUGGAUUCGCUUCGCAGCUCUCAUCCUAUUGAGGUCCCAGUUAACGAUCCUCAUGAAAUUCAUCAGAUCUUUGAUGCCAUUUCUUAUUCUAAGGGAGCAUCUGUGAUUCGUAUGUUGAGUAACUGGUUGACUGUCGAUGUCUUCUUAGCUGGAAUUCGUCGCUAUUUGAAGAAACAUGAGUAUGAGAAUGCAACAACCGAUGAUCUUUGGAAUGCUCUUUCCGAGGAAUCAAAGAUCGAUGUUCGUGAAUUUAUGAACACUUGGACGCGUGUGAUUGGUAUUCCAAUCUUGAAUGUCACAGAAACCGAUGGCCUUGUUACGGUUGAGCAACACCGUUUCUUAUCCACUAAUGACGUCAAAGCUGAGGAAGAUGAGACCAUCUGGUGGGUUCCUCUUGGUGUUCAUCCUAAGCCAGCUUCUAUUGUUGACCCUAACCAGACUCUCAAGAGCCGUUCCCUUUCUUUUGAGAUCCCUGAAGGCGCCUACCUAUUCAACAAGCACUACAGUGGUGUUUUCCGCACCAAUUACCCCCCCAGUACCAUUAAGCGCAUCGGCAAAGCCAUCUUGGAGGGAUCGGAUUUAGUCGGAUUGAGUGAUCGUGCGGGCCUUGUUGCUGAUAUCGCCUCCUUGUCCAAGUCUGGUCACACUGCUACAAGCAACUUCCUAGACCUUGUACAGUACUACAAGAAUGAGGAAGCUUACGUCGUAUGGGAGCUCCUUGCCAAUCGUGUUGGCGAGAUUGCUUCAAUUUUUGCUGAUGAUGAGCGUAUCAACCAGGGUAUUAAGCACUUCCAGCGUAAUUUGGUUGAUCGAAUGGUCAGCAAGCUUGGAUGGGAAUUCCCCGAGGGCGAGGAUUAUCUGACCAGCCGUCUUCGAAACGUUAUCUUACGUUCUGCAGGUCGCGCUGGUCACGAGGCUACUGUUGCUGAGGCAAAGCGUCGCUUUGCGUUGUUUGUUUCGGACCCGGCUCAUGAUUCGAUCCUGCAUCCCUCGAUCCGCCAGACUGCUUUUGAAAUUGUCCUUUCUCAAGGUGGGGAAGAGGAGUUCCGUCAUGUUCUCAAGUAUUUCCACGCAGCACCCAAACAAGAUCAGCAAGUCAUUGCUCUCUUAGCUCUAGGAUUUGUACAGCAACCUGAGUUGAUUGCUGAGGUCCAAGCCUUGGCAAUUUCGGAGUCCGUCCGUCCUCAAGAUAUUUUCUAUGUCCUUGCUGGUCUCUCCGCCAAUCCUGCCUCGCGACGCCCUACUUGGGAGUGGGUCAAGGCUAACUGGACCACCCUUGCUAAUCGUUACAAGUCAUCAAUGUCCAUGCUAGGUGCUUGUGUUAAGUAUCCUUUAUCUCAAUCCUCAGAUGCGUCGCUCAUCAAAGAGGUCAAAGAGUUUUUUGCUGAUAAAGAUACCAAGGACUUCCAGCGUGCUCUCGAUCAAGCGUUGGAAGGCUUGGACAUCAAUUCUGCCUGGGUUGCUCGUGAGCAGCAAGGUCUUUCUGAAUGGCUAUCUGCUAACAACUACUGAAAAAAUUCUCUAGAUUUCAUUAUGCUGUUUGACCCCUCCACAAAACACACUGACUAACAUGUAAAUAAAAAAUUUGAUUCAAAGAUGCAGC
Molecule: messenger RNA, 3062 nt
Organism: Lobosporangium transversale
Lineage: Eukaryota; Fungi; Mortierellomycota; Mortierellomycetes; Mortierellales; Mortierellaceae
Product: peptidase family M1-domain-containing protein
Exons: 4
Coding region: 68-2971 (967 amino acids)
Biological process (GO): peptide catabolic process; proteolysis
Cellular component (GO): cytoplasm
Molecular function (GO): metalloaminopeptidase activity; peptide binding; zinc ion binding
Source: RefSeq, a predicted model, not a curated record